AAGUCUACUUCAUAUUCAGUUUAUUUUAUGUUUAAUAAAUUUCUUUGGUUUUGUAACCUUGUUUAAGUUGUGCUAUUCUUGCCUUAAUUGUGUUUCCUGGUUAGACUCUAGUCUAUUGUGCUCAACUUAAGAUUUGUAUCUUAUUUGGUUUCAUCUCUAAGUGAUGCUCGAACUGAAAGCUAUUGAGCUGUUAAUGAUAAUUUUCAUCUUGGUUCUUGAGAUACAAUUCUCGUGCUUAAGUCUGUUCUGGUUGAGUUUAGAAACUCGUUUUGGCGCCUAAUAGCUGUUAUUUCUGUUCUGCUUUCUAAAGCUAAAUUCCUGUCCAAGCUGCUAAGCUAACUCAUCUUUCAAACGUGUGACCAGUUAGUCCAUUUCCUGUCUUGUGACAAUCUUUUCUUGUUUGACCAGAUUUGUGGUUUCAGCCAUUGGUAAUCUUGGUCUUUGCUGAAAUUGAACUCUUUGUUUGCUCUGGUUUUACUUUCAACAGUAAUCUUAUUUUGAGUUUAGAAACUCUUUGGUGAUCCUAAAAGAACCUGAAACUUCAGGAUUUGAAAGGCUGAAGAAAUCUUCUGAGUGUAAUUGAAUUCUAAUUCAAGUUUAAAAUUAAAUUUAAUUAAAUUAAAUUGUGCUCGUGUUUUGAAACAUUUAAAUAUGGUAACAUCCUUUCAGUGCAAACUUAUCAAACUCAAGGUAGAACUUACAAAGAGAAAGGUUCAGAUCUCGGUUUAAUCUGUUUGGAGAAUCAAAUCGAUUUCAAUAUUAUUCUCAAAACGUAUCCCAAGUCAACAUUCACUGAACUUCUCAUAUACAUCAGCAGUAUACUUGGAAUCUGGUUUGGAAUCUCAAUCUAUGGAAAAUUGAUAGACGGAUUCAUUUUCCCAGCAAUACCUCAGCGCUCAGCCCAUAUUUAUCCCUUCAUAUAUAUGUGAAUAGAUAGAAUUAGUUUCUAGUUUGAAUUCACGGAAGAUUGAUAGAUGUGUCCAUUUUGCAUUAAUCAUCGAACUAAUUAUCAAUGCAUAGAUUUCUAUGAUUCUUGAUGAUUUAAGGUUUAAGGAUAUAAGGUUUUUGAUGAAAUCACUUUCAAAGUUCAAAAUUAGAUUUCAUUUUAUUCAGCUGUAUAACCAGAUUUUAUUUUAUGUUUUAGUUUUCCAUUGACGAUGGUUUUCUUCAUUAAGCAUUUGUGAAUUUUACAUGUGGCUUGAAUUAAGCAUACGCGGUUAAAAAAAACUUGCGAUCAGCCAUGAUCGCACCAGUUUCUUGUGAAGAUAAUUGCAGAACCUGUAAUCUCGUCCUGUAUUUUCUUUUCAAAAUUUCGCCUCAUUAUCAAUCUUAUCUCCAAAAUAAACUCCAAUUGUUUUGACUCAAUCAUCUGACUUAUGUGAUUUCAUCUAAUUAAGUUCAGUAAGCACUCAUCGAUUCCUUGGAAUUGCCUGUAGCAAAAGUACCUAGAAAACAAGGUUUUUUUUCAUGAAAUCAGAUAAGAGGUUUCAUUGUUUCUAUUACGUAUUGUGAUAUUGAUUGUUAAUUUUGUUGUGAUGAAUCUGUUAAUUUAAUCUUUAUCGAAUAAUAUAAAAGCGUGUAAAACUCGAAUAGUUUUUAUUCAGUUUUGUAUGUUCAUUAAAAAUUGUGUGAUUCCAAUAAUCCAACUAAAAUAAAAGUAAAAUGAAGUUCUUGAUCGUUUUAAGUGCCAUCUUUUGUCUCUCAGCCAUCAGAGCUGCUCCAACCGAAGAACCAACUCCACUUGCUAAAGCCGCUGUCGAAUUUAAUCGGAGAUUUCUUAAUGAAUGGGAAAAAACGGUUCCUGGUUGGGAUUCAAAAGCUUCACUUCGAUCAAAUCUUUUGGCUCUUCUCUCAAAACCUUUUGACAACAAACUGGUUCCUGCAUGGAAUCCUGAUGUCAGUGCCAAGGAAAACUUCGAAAGGUACAUUGUUCUUCUUGAUGUCGAAGGUUUAGCUAGAAAUAAGUCUGUUGUUGAUAAUAUGGCGCUGAUUGUUCAAAAGUAUUUCGAUAAACUGCCAAUUCCAAUGUUUUUCCCAAAAAAUGAACUCGAAGAAAAGAUCGUCGAUCAAGUGAUGAAAUUUGUCACAGAACAGCAUUUUGGAUUCGACUACAACAAAGAGACUUUUGAUCAAGCUGUUAAUGCUUGGCUCAACAGUCUUGCUGAUAUUAAAAUUUCGGAUCCUAAAGACUUCAUCAAAAGCAAUUUAGAGCAACUUUAUGCCGCAAUUCCUUUUCCUGGCUUCAAUGCUGACAAAACUUUGGAGGAUAAUUUUGUUGCAUUGACCGAAUUUAUUUUGGAAAAACUUGACAUUUGAAUUUUCAUGUCUACAUGAAAUAUUUAAAAUAAUGAUUCAAUAAAUAUUAUAUAAUUUAGCA
This is a messenger RNA of Tetranychus urticae (two-spotted spider mite), 2377 nucleotides long. RefSeq lists its product as uncharacterized. Lineage: Eukaryota; Metazoa; Arthropoda; Arachnida; Trombidiformes; Tetranychidae. The record is from RefSeq and is a predicted model, not a curated record.